Molecule: messenger RNA, 513 nt
Organism: Brettanomyces bruxellensis
Lineage: Eukaryota; Fungi; Ascomycota; Pichiomycetes; Pichiales; Pichiaceae
Gene: BNA1
Product: 3-hydroxyanthranilic acid dioxygenase
Exons: 1
Coding region: 1-513 (170 amino acids)
Biological process (GO): quinolinate metabolic process; 'de novo' NAD+ biosynthetic process from L-tryptophan
Cellular component (GO): cytoplasm
Molecular function (GO): iron ion binding; 3-hydroxyanthranilate 3,4-dioxygenase activity
Source: RefSeq, a predicted model, not a curated record
AUGCUUCCAGACCCAAUUAACAUCCCAAAGUGGCUUGAAAAGCACGGAGAUCUUUUGAAGCCUCCUGUUAAUAAUUUCUGUCUUCACAGAGGUGGAUUCACUGUGAUGAUUAUAGGAGGCCCAAAUGAAAGAACUGAUUAUCAUAUUAAUACCACUCCCGAAUGGUUUUACCAGUAUAAAGGUGGUAUUACUUUAAAAGUUGUCGAUGAGGGCAAGUUUAGGGACAUCGAAAUUGGCGAGCAGGAGUCCUUUUUGCUCCCUGCAAACACCCCACACAGCCCUGUUAGGUACGAAGACACGAUUGGCAUAGUUGUGGAGCAGGAUCGGCCAAAUGGAGUCAAUGACAAGAUGAGAUGGUACUGCAGUAAGUGCAAGGCUCAACUUUAUGAGGGGGAAUUCAGAUGUGAUGAUUUGGGCUCACAGGUGAAAGAUACAAUUGACAAAUUUGAUUCUGAUAUCAAUGCAAGGACUUGUAAGAAAUGCGGACAUGUGAACAAAUCUCGUCCCGAGUGA